AUGGCGCUCCCGGGUGCAGUGGCGCGGUUCCUCGUGGCGAUCGCGACGCUGGUGACGCUGGCGCGGCGGGCGGGCGCCGCACCCCUGCAGGACGUGGACCCGGCCGCCGUCGCGGAGUCGGCGGCGUACCUGGCCAAGUACGGAUACGUGUCGAGCCAGAGCGACGGGCGGACGGGCGCUCUGCGCUCUCUGUCCGACAGCAUCGCAGAGUUCCAGCGGUUCGCCGGCCUCAACGUCACAGGUGAAGUGGACCAGGCCACGUUAGACAAAAUGCGAGAGCCUCGCUGCGGCGUCAAGGACAUGAUCGGCCCCAGCUAUCGCGCCCGGAGGCGAAAACGCUACGCUCUGCAAGGAAGCCGCUGGCGGACGCGGAACAUCAAGUACAAGAUCGAGAGCUGGCCAUCAAGCAUCAGCAACCGUAAAGCCGUGCGCAAGGUGAUCCGACAGUCGUUCCAGAUCUGGUCUGAGGUGUCGUCCCUCUCAUUUGAGGAGGUCGGCCGCUUCGACAAAGCACAAGUCACCAUCAGGUUCGCGCGCGGCGACCACGGCGACGGCGACCCGUUCGACGGGCGCGGCGGCACGCUGGCGCAUGCCUUUUUCCCGCUGUACGGCGGUGAUGCUCAUUUUGACGACGCCGAACGGUGGUCGGCCGGUGGCGGCCGCGGCACCGACAUCUUCAUGACGGCCUCGCACGAGAUCGGCCACAGCCUGGGCCUCUCGCACUCGGACGACCAGCGCUCUUUGAUGGCGCCCUUCUAUAAGUCGCCGCGCCGGCCCGGCGACACGGACGUGCUCACUGAGGACGACAUUCUCGGCAUUCAGGCGUUGUACGGGCCGAAGGAGAAGCCCGCGGUCCGGCCGGCUGCGGUCCCCACGCAGCGGCCGGCGCGACCGCCGGCGCCGGCGCCGGCAGCCGGCGAGGACCGCCAGCUCUGCUCGGACGCCACUGUCGACGCCAUCUUCACGGCCGGCUCGCAGAAGCAGACAUACGUCUUCCAGGGCGCCUGGUACUGGCGGCUGACCGACACGGGCAUAGAAAAUGGCUACCCGCGACGCAUCCGCGACUACUGGGACGGCCUGCCCAACAACCUGGACGCCGCCUUCAGCUUGCCUAAGAAAGACCUCAUCUUCUUCUUCAAGGGCGACCGCUACUGGCGCAUGACCCGCUUCAAGAUGGACGCCGGCUACCCGAGACUAAUCUCUGAGGGCUUCAGCGGCAUCCCGUCCAACGUCGACGCCGCGCUCCAGUGGACGGGCAACGGCAAGGUGUACUUCUUCAAGGGCAGCCAGUACUGGAAGUUCGACCCGAUGCGGCGUAUCCCUGUGUCCAGCUCGUACCCGCAGCCCAUCAGCAACUGGGGCAACCUGCCCGACGGCCUGGACGCGGCGCUCACCUACUCAAACGGCCGGUCAUACUUCUUCAAGAAGGGCUACUACUACCGCUUCGACGACGCCCGGUUCAGGGUCGACAACGCCGACCCGCCGUACCCCCGGCCCAGCGGCUACUGGUGGUUCGGCUGCAAGAGCCAGUCCUCCAGUCUGAUGUCGCCCUCCAGCCAGCGGCAUCCGCCGCCUGCCGACGAGGGCGACAGCGAGGCAGUGAUGGGCUUCGGGGACGACAACGUGCUGCCGCAGCGGCCGGGCAGCGCCGCCACCAGGUCAGCCGCGGUCAGUGUGAAUGCGGCCGGCACCAAGCGAGACGGCGGUUCCGGGGCCAGGGCGCACGUGUCUGGUCGGGCGUGA
Molecule: messenger RNA, 1743 nt
Organism: Pollicipes pollicipes
Lineage: Eukaryota; Metazoa; Arthropoda; Thecostraca; Pollicipedomorpha; Pollicipedidae
Product: matrix metalloproteinase-24
Exons: 10
Coding region: 1-1743 (580 amino acids)
Biological process (GO): proteolysis; collagen catabolic process; extracellular matrix organization
Cellular component (GO): extracellular matrix
Molecular function (GO): zinc ion binding; metalloendopeptidase activity
Source: RefSeq, a predicted model, not a curated record